CCUAAUCAAACUUAUUUAUGUUUUAGAGAUUUUAACAUGGACGGGACAGAGUAUAGAAAGGAAGUGGCCAAUUACUUUAGUUGGAGAUACUCUCGUUUGUUUAACGCAUUUGUUUAACGUUCGUUGGUUUGUAUGUCUACGGGAAUUGUCAUUUCACAGCGGUUUCCACCCAAUGUUGCCACAAUCUCCAUCGAAUUCGAUUCCGAAUUGCGUUCCUAACCAACAAUUAGUCAAAAUUCUCAGUCCCCAUUCAGAAUUUCUACAAAUUUGCUUGCAGCACUGCCGGAGAAUCCAAGCCCACAACCUGUUCAACGAAAAGCCUAAAGCAGUUCUUCAAGCAUUGAGUACUGCAAAAGUCAUCCAUUCAAAGAGUUUGAAAAUUGGAGUUGGCCUCAAAGGGUUGCUAGGUAAUGUCAUUGUUGACCUUUAUGUCAAAUGCGGCAAUGUGGACUUCGCUCAGAAGGCCUUUUCCCGGCUAGAGAAGAAGGAUGUAUUUGCUUGGAACUCAGUGCUUUCUAUGUACUUGGACCACGGGUUAUUUGCAACUGUUGUUCAAUCUUUUGUGUGUAUGUGGAAUCAUGGGGUGCGGCCUAAUGAGUUCACGUUUGCGAUGGUUUUAUCAGCUUGUUCUGGAUUGCAGGAUAUUAACUAUGGUAAACAAGUCCAUUGUGGAGUUUUUAAGAUGGGGUUUGGGUUUCGGUCUUUUUGUCAAGGUGGGCUGAUUGAUAUGUAUGCCAAAUGUCGUAAUCUUAGAGAUGCUCGCUUGGUGUUUGAUGGGGCACUUAAUUUGGAUACUGUUUCAUGGACAACCUUGAUUGCAGGGUAUGUUCGAGAUGGUUUCCCUAUGGAAGCAGUCAAGGUGUUUGAUAAAAUGCAGAGAGUUGGACAUGUACCUGAUCAAAUUGCGCUUGUCACUGUUAUAAAUGCCUAUGUGGCUCUUGGUAGGCUUGCUGAUGCUCGUAAGUUGUUUACCCAGAUUCCCAAUCCUAAUGUUGUCGCUUGGAAUGUGAUGAUUUCGGGGCAUGCUAAGAGAGGAUUUGCCGAGGAAGCUAUUUCAUUUUUUCUUGAAUUGAAGAAAACUGGCCUAAAAGCCACUAGAUCUUCUCUAGGAAGUGUUUUAAGUGCAAUUGCUAGUUUAUCGAUGCUUAACUAUGGCUCAAUGGUUCACGCUCAGGCAAUUAAGGAAGGGUUAGAUGAUAACGUGUAUGUAGGAAGUGCGUUGGUGAACAUGUAUGCGAAAUGUUCAAAAAUGGAUGCUGCCAAACAAGUGUUCAAUUCUUUAGGUGAGAGAAAUAUCGUCUUGUGGAAUGCUAUGCUUGGAGGUUUUGCACAGAACGGACUUGCCCAAGAAGUGAUGGAAUUUUUCUCAUAUAUGAAACGACAUGGUCCUCAGCCUGAUGAGUUUACUUUCACUAGUAUUUUUAGUGCAUGUGCCUCCUUGCACUAUCUCGAUUUCGGUGGUCAACUUCAUACUGUUAUGAUCAAGAACAAGUUUACAUCUAAUCUAUUUGUUGCAAAUGCAUUGGUAGACAUGUAUGCUAAAUCAGGGGCUUUAAAGGAAGCAAGAAAACAAUUUGAGUUCAUGAAAAUUCAUGACAAUGUUUCAUGGAAUGCAAUAAUUGUGGGGUAUGUGCAGGAAGAGUAUAAUGAUGAGGCUUUCUUCAUGUUUCGAAGAAUGGUUUCCAAUGGGGUUCUUCCGGAUGAGGUGUCUUUGGCCAGUAUAGUGAGUGCUUGUGCAAAUGUUAAGGAGUUUAAACAAGGCCAACAAUGUCACUGUCUCUUAGUUAAAGUUGGUUUAGAUACAAGCACUUGUGCUGGAAGUUCCCUCAUUGACAUGUAUGUGAAGUGCGGCGUUGUUUUGGCAGCUCGUGAUGUCUUUUAUUCUAUGCCCUAUAGAAAUGUUGUCUCCAUAAAUGCUCUGAUUGCUGGCUACACCAUGAGCCACUUAGAGGAAGCUAUUCAUUUAUUUCAAGAGAUCCAGAUGGUUGGACUUAAACCUACAGAGGUCACAUUUGCUGGUCUUUUAGAUGGAUGUGACGGAGCAUUUAUGCUGAAUCUUGGAAGACAAAUUCACGGUCAAGUUAUGAAGUGGGGUUUUCUAUCCAGUAGUGAAAUGGUGUGUGUCUCUCUUUUGUGCAUGUAUAUGAACUCCCAAAGAUUUGCAGACUCGGAAACACUCUUCUCUGAGCUUCAGUAUCCAAAAGGUUUAGUUGUAUGGACUGCUCUCAUUUCAGGAUAUGCUCAACAAAAUCACCAUGAGAAGGCUUUGCAAUUCUAUCAACAUAUGCGAUCAGACAAUAUUUUACCCGAUCAAGCAACAUUUGCCAGUGUUCUUCGAGCAUGUGCUGGAAUGUCUUCUCUACAAACUGGUCAAGAAGUUCAUUCCCUUAUCUUCCAUACUGGCUUUAACAUGGAUGAAAUAACCUGUAGUUCUCUUAUAGACAUGUAUGCAAAAUGUGGUGAUGUCAAAGGCUCUCUUCAAGUUUUUCAUGAAAUGCCACGUAGAAAUAGUGUCAUAUCUUGGAACUCUAUGAUAGUUGGACUAGCAAAGAAUGGCUAUGCAGAAGAAGCACUUGAAAUAUUCAAGCAAAUGGAGCAACAAUCCAUCAUACCUGAUGAAGUGACAUUCCUUGGUGUUCUUUCUGCUUGUAGUCAUGCCGGGCGAGUAUCUGAAGGCCGAAAGGUAUUUGACCUGAUGGUUAACAAUUACAAGUUACAGCCAAGAGUUGAUCACUUAGGGUGUAUGGUAGACAUUCUUGGGAGAUGGGGUUUCCUUAAUGAAGCAGAAGAGUUCAUUAACAAGCUUGGAUGUAAAGCAGAUCCAAUGCUAUGGUCUACUUUGUUAGGAGCUUGUAGAAAACAUGGAGAUGAAGUUAGGGGGAAGCGUGCAGCUAACAAACUAAUGGAACUGAAACCACAAAGUUCUUCAUCUUAUGUGCUGCUGUCUGGCAUAUAUGCUGAAUCAGAGAAUUGGAGCGGAGCUGAUUCUUUAAGGAGGGAAAUGAAAUUAAAGGGUGUGAAAAAGUUGCCUGGAUAUAGCUGGAUUGAACCGGGAAGAGACGUACAAGGCAGAGGAGCUGUCAGGUCAACUGCCGGUUAGCUUUAAACAGUAUGCUGGGUAUGUUGACAUAGAUGUGAAAAAUGGGAGGAGUUUGUUCUAUUAUUUCGUUGAAGCAGAGAAGCAGCCAGAGAAGAACCCUCUCACUUUGUGGCUCAAUGGAGGUCCUGGUUGUUCUUCUAUUGGUGGAGGUGCUUUUACAGAGUUGGGUCCUUUUUAUCCCAGCGGGGAUGGAAGAGGCCUCAGGAAGAAUCCCAUGUCUUGGAAUAAAGCUUCAAAUCUUCUCUUUGUUGAAUCUCCUGCUGGAGUGGGAUGGUCAUACUCAAACACAAGUUCAGAUUACAACUAUGGGGAUGCCUCAACUGGGCUUUACAUACCACAGUUGGCUAUGGCUCUAUUGGAUCAUAAUGCAAAGUCCAGUGGUUUCAAGUUCAACAUCAAAGGAGUUGCUGUAAGGAAUAGUAAUUUGAUAAUUCAGUUUCUUUUAGAUUGGGAACCCUCUAUUGAAACUCGAUAGAGAUGUUCCAGCAACAUAUGAGUAUUUUUGGUCGCACGGAAUGAUUUCAGAUGAAAUUGGCAUUACCAUCAUGAGUGAAUGUGAUUUCGAGGAUUAUACUUUUGCUAGUCCUCACAAUGAGUCACAUUCAUGCAAUGAAGCCAUAUCCACGGCGAACCAAGUUGUUGGAAAUUACAUGAACAAUUACAAUGUGAGCUGGAAAUUACAUAAACAAUUACGGUUUCAUACUUGACGUGUGCCAUCCAUUUAUAGUGGAGCAAGAGCUACGGUUGAGGAAAAUGGCUUCGAAGAUAAGUUGGGGGUUGAUGUCUGCAUGACUAUGUAAUGAAAAUUCUACUCCAACCUUCAAGAGGUUCAGGAAGCCCUUCAUGCCAACGGUACCAAAUUACCUUAUCAUUGGUCGAUGUGCAGUCCGUAAGUUAUACUUGUAGAUGCAUUUGUUACUUUUAACUUUUAUGAUACUCAAAAUAGUUGCUUUUACAAAAGAAAACUCAUUAUCUUCCAAUUAGGAAAAGAACUCAUUAUUUGCUGCUUAUGUUCAACCACUAUACGUUGCAAAAUCCUUUUCGGGAACUCUAACAUUUUGUGAACUUGAUGGACAGUGUUAUAAAUUACAGCAACACUGACUGUACAUCAACAUACAUCUGCUGCUUAAAAGGAUAAUCGAAUUUCAAAUCCCAGUUUGGGUAUUCAGUGUAGUUGGUUUGUUGAUGUAUAAGUUGUGACGUGACUUUGUAAACCUAACUUCUGUUGUACCCUUGUGGGAUCACGAACGCUCGCCCGUGAACUUGCACAUGAUCUAAAGUUCAAAAUUAAAGUCCCAUAUGGCUACUUCAACUUUACUAGGAACCAGUCUACAAAAAGAGUCUUGGAGAUGAGAUUUACUCAUGUCUCAAGUUCUAAUCUCAUCUCCAUGCUAAUGUUAACCUUUGGAGAUCUAAUUUACUUAUGUUGGGAUUUA
This is a messenger RNA of Cucumis melo (muskmelon), 4536 nucleotides long. Its product is annotated as pentatricopeptide repeat-containing protein At3g09040, mitochondrial. The transcript has 5 exons. Gene Ontology annotation, molecular function: protein binding; RNA binding. The record is from RefSeq and is a predicted model, not a curated record. Lineage: Eukaryota; Viridiplantae; Streptophyta; Magnoliopsida; Cucurbitales; Cucurbitaceae. Gene Ontology annotation, biological process: RNA modification. The coding region runs from base 173 to 3100 and encodes 975 amino acids.